This is a messenger RNA of Megachile rotundata (alfalfa leafcutting bee), 2744 nucleotides long. RefSeq names its product Nucleolar complex protein 3 (gene Noc3). The record is from RefSeq and is a predicted model, not a curated record. Lineage: Eukaryota; Metazoa; Arthropoda; Insecta; Hymenoptera; Megachilidae. Gene Ontology annotation, biological process: DNA replication initiation. Gene Ontology annotation, cellular component: nucleolus. Gene Ontology annotation, molecular function: chromatin binding.
ACAACAGAUAUUGUUUUUGUAAUCAUAUAUAUAUUUAAUGAUAUUGUAUAUAAUAAUACUUAUGUAUAAAGGCACAUGUAUUAUUUUCACAUCAUACAGCAUGGCGCGUGUUACACACAAAAACACGUGUUGACAUUAUAAUUGGAAAUAACCUAUUAAUUGUCAUAAAGCAGUAAUAUAAACUGUAUGUGCAUUUAAAUUAACAGAUACUUUAGUUUAAAAUAAUUGAAAUUACAAUAAAAUGGGGAAAAAGCUUAAAAUUAGUACAAUUAAAAGAAGUAAUCAGAAGAGGAAUAAACUUACAAAGCAAGGAAAAUUUAAAGCAAGACGACAUAAACAAAAAAAACAAGUUCAAAAAGUGAUACCUCCACCUGCAGAAUCAGUUGAAGAAGAAAGCGAUCAUGAUGAUAACAUUUUAGAUAUGAUAGAAGAAGAUGAUAUAGAGUUUCUUAAAGAUGCUGUUUCAAAUAAAUCCUAUAAUUUAUUGAAACAAAUUCAUUUGAAUAAAACAACUGAUGAUAAAAGAAAUAGUAAAUACAAUGGAAAAGAAAAUCAGGAAACAUUAGAAGAUAAGUAUGAAAACAGCAUAUCAAAAGUAAUACAAACAGAGGGUACAAAAAAAGUUCGUAUGUUACUUCCUACAAAAACUGAAAAUGGAAUAGUAAAGAAGAGAUUAAUUGAAGAAGAUGAUAAUCUAAGCGGUGAAAAUGAAUCUGAUAAAGAACAAAAUAUUCAAAAUGAUAAUAUAGAAAUAGAAUCAAAUUUAUCUACUGAAAACAAAGAUGAAAAUAAGAAACCUGUAUCCAUAAUAGAACUUUUGGCAUGUCGCAGAGAAGUGUUAAGAUCUAAACGUUUAAAAAUAGGAUUACUAUCUAGUAGUCUUUUAGAGGCACCGGAAAGUAAAUGUGAAAAUUUCAAAUCUUUGCUAGAGUUUAUGGAUGAAGCUGAUCCAGAAGUAUAUAUUAGUGUUCAAAAGUUAGCAACUGUAUCUCUAGCCGAAAUUUUUAAAGAUUUAUUACCAUCUUAUCAUAUUCUUCAACUUCAACAGGAAGGUGUAAAGUUGAAAAAAGAAACACUAGCAUUGCAAAACUAUGAAACUACAUUAUUAAGAUAUUAUAAACGUUAUUUACAAAAGUUAGAAAAAAUGUCUGGUAUAUUAAGAAAAAAGAAAGGCGAUACAAGACAAGUAGAAAAACAAGAAAUUGAAUUAGGCAAAGUUGCAAUAACAUGCAUGUGUAAUCUUCUAAUAACUCAUCCUUACUUUAAUUAUUCUCUUAAUCUAGCAAACUUUCUCCUCCCAUUUCUUGACAAUAAACAUGAAUUUGUAAGACAAGAAGUCUUAAAAUGUUUUUCUCAAGUAUUCAAAGAAGACAAACGUGCUGAAUUAUCUCUCACAAUAGUACGGAAGUUAAAUCAAUAUAUAAAAUUAAAAGCUCAUUCUGUACAUUCUGAAGUCGUGUCUGUAUUACUAUUUCUUCGUAUAAAAGAUGUAAAUUUAGAUAAAGAAAAAGAAGAAGAAACGAAACAAAAGAAACUUAUGUCUCAUAAGCAAAGAAUUCUUGCUCUAAACAAGAAAGAAAGGAAGAAGAAUAAAAAACUUCAGCAAGUGGAACAAGAAUUACUUGAGACCAAAGCAGAAGAGAAUAAACAGUCUAAACAAAAGUUACUUACUGAGAUAACGAGUAUAGUGUUUACGAUUUAUUUUAGAAUUUUAAAACAAACUCCAAAUAGUAAAAUUUUAUCAAUUUGUUUAGAAGGUUUAGCAAAAUUUGCACAUUGUAUAAACUUAGACUUCUAUCAAGAUUUAGUAACAGUCAUAAAUAAACUAAUGGAAGAUGGUAAUUUGAGAUUAAGAGAUCAGUUAUAUUGUAUUCAAUGUGUAUUUACAAUCUUAUCAGGACAAGGUUCAGCAUUAAAUCUUGAUCCUUAUAAAUUUUAUGUACAUCUGUAUAAAAAUUUACUAAAUAUCCAUUGCGGCAAAACUCAAUCAGAAACAGAUAUUUUUAUGAAAAUUUUAAUUCAGGUUCUAAUUCAUAGAAGAAAAAGAAUUACGCAAAACUGUUUAAUUGCAUUUAUCAAAAGAAUAGCUAUUGUAGCUUUGCAGUCACAACAUAAUAUAGCACUUGGGAUUCUUAGUAUUAUAAAACAAAGCAUGCAGCUUGGUAAAGCAGCAGAUAUUUUACUAGAUACUGAUUGUUCUACUGGAGAUGGUUUUUAUCAGCCAGAGUUAACAGAACCUGAAUGUUGCAAUGCACAUUGCACAGCAUUGUGGGAACUGACCGCCUUGCAGCGACAUUAUCACAGUGUUGUACAAAAGAUGGCAAAAAAUAUAGCUUGGGGAGUACCACCAAAUGGUGAAGGUUGUUUACCUAUAGAAAUUGCAAAAUUUACCCCAGAAGAACUUUGCAUAGAAUUUGAUCCUACUAGUGUUGUAUUUAAACCAGCAGUACCAGUUCCCAAAAAAGUGAAUGUGAAAAAUACAGUAAUAUCAACACAUUACUUUAUAAAUAACAAAUUCAAAGAAUAUAUUAAUACUAUGAAUAAUACUGAAUUAUUUACGGAUGGAUACAUAGAUUUUUAUAAAGCUUACAAUAUGGUAAAAUAGACCCUGUAUUAUGACUACUUAAUGGAACUAUCACCGAUGAACAAGCAGGUUGUUACUUGUCGAGGUAAUUGUGACAUCUUGAACGUGUCCAAUGACUGAGUAGAACUGAGCACCACAUGUGAAGAGCUACUGGUUGUUG